Messenger RNA from Uranotaenia lowii, 1675 nucleotides. Its product is annotated as fibroin heavy chain-like. The transcript has 2 exons. The record is from RefSeq and is a predicted model, not a curated record. NCBI's taxonomy places the organism in Eukaryota, Metazoa, Arthropoda, Insecta, Diptera, Culicidae. Bases 24 to 1307 code for a protein of 427 amino acids.
CUUCGUUCUAGCAACACGAGACAAUGCGUGCUAUUGUGCUGUUUUCCGCCUGUCUGGCGAUCGCUUCGGCCGACAUCGGACUGAAACUGCGUCAGGCUGCUGCCGCUUCCGGUGGUCUAUCUAGCUACGAUGUUGGCCAGGGAUCCGUGUCGAUCGAUUACUCGCCGUCGAACUUUGACCAGGCCGUCGUAGGAGGUAGCUCAGGUGCCAGCAGUUUCUCAGGAGCCGGAUCGUUCAGCGGAGCCUCGGUUGCCGCCAAUGAUGGUCAGUUCGAAGCCGGAUAUCAAGCUGGUUUGGCCGCUGCUGCUCGUGCUGGUGCUUCUGCUGGAGCUGCUGCUGGUGCCGGUGCCGCUGCUGGAGCUGGUGCCGGAGCUGGAGCUGGAGCUUUCGGAGGUUCCGCUUCCUUCGGAUCCGCUGGAGCUUCAUCGUUCGGAGGUGCCGAUACCCGUGGAUCAUUCGGAGGAUCUUUCGGAGGAGCUGGAGCUUUCGGAGGAGCAGGAGCCGGAGCAGGAGCUGGAGCUUCCGCUGGAGCUAGCGCAGCUGCCAAGGCUGGUGCUGGAGUCCGUUACAUCGUCAAGCCUGAAAUCGUGAAGAAACACUUCUACUACCACGUUGCCCCUGAAGCCGAGGCCGCCGCUGAAGCCGAAGCCCGCGUUGAAAUCCAGCCCCAGACCCACUACAAGGUUCUGUUCAUCAAGGCCCCGAGUGCCCAGGCCGAAGCCGCUGCCCGUGCCGCCGCUCGUACCCGCACCCAGGAGAAGACCAUCGUCUACGUUUUGGUCAAGAACGCCGAUGCCCAAUCCGAAUCUGCCGCCGAUGCUGCCGUCGAUACCUACAACUCUGCCAAGCCCGAGGUCUACUUCAUCAAAUACCAAGGAAAGGGAGCCGGUGCCAAGGCUGGAGCAUCUGCCGGUGCCUCUGCUGGAGCUUCCGCUGGAGCUGGUGCUGGUGCCUUCGGUGGUGCUGGUGGAUUCGCCGAUGCUGGUGCUGCUGGUUUCGCUAAUGCUGGUGCUGCCGGAUUUGCCGAUGCCGGAGCUGCUGGAUUCGCUGAUGCUGGAGCUGCUGGAUUUGCUGAUGCUGGUGCCAGUGCUUCAGCUGGUGCUGCUUCUUCCGCUUUCACUGGUGCUGGUUCCACCACCUUCGAUGCCGUCCCAACCUUCCUAAGCGGUGGUGGAUCUGCGGGAUUCGGAGAUCUGCGCUCCGGUGCCGUCGAUGCCUCCUCGGCCGGUGAUUCCGGAAUCGAUGGAACCGUUGUGAACAGCGCUGCCUUCGGUGGUUCCUCAACCGUUGGAUCCGUCGACUUCUAAAAACCCCAAAAACCAAAACUACCCGCUACACGCUAAAGAAGAUGGAACCCGAUGAAAAACUGAACAACAAAAAAUUGGGCUGGAGAACGAUGCAUAACAUGAAUAGGGAAAAAAACAAUCUUAAGGAUCAAUAGAAUAGGUUUAUUUUUCUUUAGGAUAAAAAUCGAGAGCGAAACGCUUUGCUAGGGCACAAAUCAGUAUGAGAGAGAAACAAGAGUCAUGUUCCAAAAACUAAAACAUAAACGACUGCCAUUAAACUUGUACAAAGUACAAGUGCUGCGCGGCCAGAAGCCAACUUUGUACCAUUGCGAAAGGUUAUGAGAUUAUACGAAUGAAAAAAAAAAACAAAUAAUCAAACGGACAAAUAA